AGUAGUGAGAGGCUCCAGUGAGUGCAGAGCAGGCAGAGUGUUCACAGGGCUGAGCAGCCUCUUCCUUCCCCUUCCCAGAACAGACUGAAGGCUGCUAUUAUUCCCAGUACAGGAGCCAACUCACAGCAAACUCCAGACAACUGCGACCGCACAACUACUACGACCCCAACCAGAGCAGCCCAGGGAGGACCCUAAUACUGGAGACAUCCACUGAAGACCCCCAGCCUGUAGGUCAGUCACUGAGGACCCCAGACAUCUACUACUGAGGACCUCCAGCCUGACAUCUACUACUACUGAGGACCUCCAGCCUGACAGUCAUCUACUGAAGACCACAACCUAACAAACAUCUCUGAGGACCCCCACCUAAGAAACUUAUCUGAGGACCCCAAAAUAAGACAUCCACUGAGGACCCCAACCUAACAAACAUCUACUGAGGACCCCCACCUAAUAAACGUCUACUGAAGACCCCAACCUAAGAAACUUAUCUGAGGACCCCAACCUAACAAACAUCUCUAAGGACCCCAACAUAACAAACAUCUCUGAGGACCCCAAUAUAACAAACAUCUCUGAGGACCCCAACAUAACAAACAUCUCUGAGGACCCCAAUAUAACAAACAUCUCUGAAGACCUUCUGCCUGACAAUAAUCUACUAAAGACUUUAUCAUAACAACUAUCUACUGAGGACCAUCAGCCUGGCAGCCAUCUACUAAGGACCAUCAGCCUGGCAGCCAUCUACUAAGGACCAUCAGCCUGACAGCCAUCUACUAAGUACCAUCAGCCUGGCACCCAUCUACUGAGGACCAUCAGCCUGGCAGUCAUCUACUGAGGACCAUCAGCCUGGCACCCAUCUACUGAGGACCAUCAGCCUGGCAGCCAUCUACUGAGGACCAUCAGCCUGGCAGCCAUCUACUGAGGACCAUCAGCCUGGCAGCCAUCUACUAAGGACCAUCAGCCUGGCACCCAUCUACUGAGGACCAUCAGCCUGGCAGUCAUCUACUGAGGACCAUCAGCCUGGCAGUCAUCUACUGAGGACCAUCAGCCUGACAGCCAUCUACUGAGGACCAUCAGCCUGACAGCCAUCUACUGAGGACCAUCAGCCUGACAGCCAUCUACUGAGGACCAUCAGCCUGACAGCCAUCUACUGAGGACCAUCAGCCUGGCAGCCAUCUACUGAGGACCAUCAGCCUGACAGCCAUCUACUGAGGACCAUCAGCCUGACAGCCAUCUACUGAGGACCAUCAGCCUGACAGCCAUCUACUGAGGACUUUAGCCUAAGAACCAUCUACUGAGGACCCCGUCAUCCAUUAAGGACCCCCCAAUCUGACAGUCAUCCAGUGAGAACCCUCAGGCUAUCAAACAUCCACUGUGUACCCCAAUCUGUCAGCCAACCACUGAGGAUACUUGUCAAUAACCACCCCCCGGAUACAAAGCCUGUCAAUCCCCCCCUGACGACACCACACAGGGGUCCUCCUUAGGUGACUUCAUGGUGACAUUCUGGGAGUUGUAAGCUCAAUCUUAGUCAGUGACUACUACAUACCCAGAGGUGAUUCUCCGGCUCCAGAAGAGGAUCAGAUCCCACAUGUACAGAUGACAUCUGAUCGGGGGUCGCCCCUUUCCUGUCCUCACUUGGUGCCCGACACGAUCUGCUGAGAUCUUCUGGGUUGGGAAUCACAUCGAUCUAUGGGGCGCAAAUCUGCGGUGUCAGCGAUCACAUCCAUGAGGAGAAGACGGUGAUCAGAUCGGGAUCGUUCCCAUUCAUGUCCUGAGAAUCCUCAUCUGACCCGACUACAGAGCAGAAGUGCAGAUUAGCAUCAGAUCUCGGAGACCUAGAGAUCUGUUGUGCGGAUCCAGGGAUCUGAUACCAAGGGGUCGGGAUCUCUGCUGAGGACAUGGAGAUUGGGGGGUUUCCUUCUCUUUCAGGGGACUGAAUGCCGAAUGUCCUGGUGCUGCUGAGCCCAUUCUGUGCAGACACUUCUGUCCUAUGACCCGGCACCUCCUUUCACUUCCCUUUUCUGGAAUGGGAUCUCAGUGUUGAUUGCAGCCGCAUCCCCCCAUCCCCCCCUAGUACUUUCAGCGCAUGGAUGAGGACUGCGCCCCCCACUGACUGCCCCCCACAUGCCCAUCUUGGAGACAUGGCUUAUGGCUUCAGGUGGGGCUACCAGUGAGCCCCCUGGGAUAGGUGUGAUCUCUGCCUAGUAUUUUGGAUGCAGCCAGCGCCCCUUGGAUAUGGGACCAUCUCUGGUGGUGUGGACCAGUCUUGUUUCCUUCGUCUGCUGUUCGCUCCUGACCUGCGUCUCUGCCCUGGUGGAUACGGAUGAUGUCAUCACCAAAGAGGAGCAGAUCUACCUGCUUUUUAUAGCAAAAGGAAAGUGUGAACAACAUCUGAAAUCUAAAUCACAAGAUGGCUUUUGUCAGUCUGAAUGGGAUGGAAUCGUCUGCUGGCCCGAAGGGAGACCGGGCAGCAUGGUGUCCGUCAUGUGUCCUGAAUACAUCUAUGACUUCAACCAUAAAGGUCACGCUUAUCGGCGGUGUGACAUGAACGGCAGCUGGGAGCUGGUGCUGGGAAAUAACCGCACGUGGGCCAACUACACCGAGUGCGCAAAAUUCCUGUCCAAUGAGACGCGGGAUAGGGUCGGGUGUAAAGUUGCCGUCACUUUUUUCCUUUAUUUUUUGGCCACAAAUUACUACUGGAUCCUCGUAGAAGGACUUUAUCUCCAUUGUCUCAUAUUUAUGGCUUUUUUCUCUGAUAAAAAAUAUCUUUGGGGGUUCACACUCUUUGGAUGGGGUGUUCCCGCUAUAUUUGUCACUAUUUGGGCGCGGGAAAGAGCCACAAUAGCCGACACAGAGUGCUGGGACCUCAGUGCAGGGAACCUAAAAUGGAUAAUUCAGGGUCCUAUUCUUGCUGCUACUGUGGCAAAUUUUUUUCUUUUUAUUAAUAUUGUUCGAGUUUUAGCAACCAAACUGCGAGAGACGAACGCGGGGCGGUGUGAUGCGCGGCAGCAGUACAGGAAGCUGCUGAAGUCCACGCUGGUCUUAAUGCCGCUCUUCGGCGUUCACUAUAUUGUCUUCAUAUCUCUGCCAUAUACCGAGGUGUCCGGGCUGGUAUGGCACAUACAGAUGCACUAUGAGAUGCUCUUCAACUCCUUUCAGGGAUUCUUUGUUGCCAUUAUUUACUGCUUCUGUAAUGGAGAGGUACAAGCCGAAAUUAAGAAAUCAUGGAGUAGGUGGACAUUGGCGCUGGACUUUAAAAGAAAAGCCAGGAGUGGAAGUACCACCUACAGCUAUGGACCUAUGGUGUCCCACACAAGUAUCACUAAUGUCACCACAAGGGGCACAUUGGCCUUACAUCUGAACACUAGACUUGUGUCCGCCGCCCUGAACGGGCACCGAAACCUACCAGGCUACGUAAAAAAUGGGUCCAUUUCUGAGAACUCAAUCCCUUCUUCAGGACCAGAGCAGUACAACAAGGACGAGGAAUAUCUCAAUGGGUCGGGGGUCUACGACGCCGAACGACCGGCUGCCGAAGUCGUAGAAGAAGAGAGAGAGACUGUAAUGUAAAUAGGUAUUUCGCGAGGAUCCAAAGAGGACACAAAAUGCAAAAGAACAAAUAUGGGGAAAAAAGACAAAAUUGGGGAUCCGGUGAGAGAUGGUCGAUCACAUGACUGAUCCUUCUCUUACCAAUCAGCUGAUUGUUUCCAACACAGUUUUUGGUGAACAGCGCAAAAACAUCACAGUCACUCACCGAGCCAUCUAUGUACCGCCCCACCCCCACCUCCACCCAAACCACCAGAGCACAAAAAGUCACAACCAUCUUUUACAUAUUAAGUGUAAUUUUUUUUUUUAAUAACGUUCCAGUUUGUUAAUUUUGAUUAAUUGUGAAAAAAAUAUUAUUAUUAUUAUUUUAUAUUUGUAUUUUUUUUUUUAAAGACAUUUAUGUAUCAAUCCUCUAUGUUAGAGACGUGGAUUUAAAAAAAAUAUAUAUAUUGUGAUUGCAUUUUCUACAAGAAUCGAAAGAAAAACUGAAAAAAAGACAAUUGUAAUUACGCAUGUACAAAAGAUUAUUAUGAUUAUACCGUAUCUCGAUUUUUUUUUUGUUUUAUUCAAUGUCAGCAAAAAGUAUUGCCUGAACCUCACAGAAUAUACACACUAAUGUAUUGUGAAAAAAAAAUUGAGAAAAACUAAAAAUACACAACAUAAAUGUAUCACAAAAAAAUCGGAAACGUCAACAAAUAGAAUGUAUCAAAAGUUAUAAUGUUUAGAAAAGUAAAGAAAACGUUUACGACCCCUAAAAAAAAAAGUGGAAAAUGUUUCUCUUAAAGGGGUACCCUGCCCCAGACAUCUCAUCCCCUAUCCAAAGGAUAGGGGAUAAGAUGUCUGAUCGCGGGGGUCCCGUCGCUGGGACCCCUGCGAUCUCUGCGCAGCACCCAUUGUUUGUUCAGAACUCUGGGUGCGGGCGGCGGGAUCGUGACACCACUGCCACU
Messenger RNA from Hyla sarda, 4481 nucleotides. It is a transcript of the gene PTH1R, whose product is annotated as parathyroid hormone 1 receptor. The record is from RefSeq and is a predicted model, not a curated record. The transcript is spliced from 11 exons. Gene Ontology annotation, cellular component: plasma membrane. Lineage: Eukaryota; Metazoa; Chordata; Amphibia; Anura; Hylidae. Gene Ontology annotation, biological process: adenylate cyclase-activating G protein-coupled receptor signaling pathway; cell surface receptor signaling pathway; intracellular calcium ion homeostasis. Bases 2227 to 3558 code for a protein of 443 amino acids. Gene Ontology annotation, molecular function: parathyroid hormone receptor activity; G protein-coupled peptide receptor activity; peptide hormone binding.